This is a messenger RNA of Perognathus longimembris pacificus (Pacific pocket mouse), 3467 nucleotides long. It is a transcript of the gene Gpr183, whose product is annotated as G protein-coupled receptor 183. Gene Ontology annotation, biological process: G protein-coupled receptor signaling pathway. The record is from RefSeq and is a predicted model, not a curated record. The coding region runs from base 2310 to 3383 and encodes 357 amino acids. Lineage: Eukaryota; Metazoa; Chordata; Mammalia; Rodentia; Heteromyidae. Gene Ontology annotation, cellular component: membrane. The transcript is spliced from 2 exons. Gene Ontology annotation, molecular function: oxysterol binding; G protein-coupled receptor activity.
UUGAGACAAAAGUGAGUUGAUAUAUGUUAAGGUUUUGCGAUGCUUUCCUACUCCAUUUGUUUUCUAUCUAUUCUAUCAGAUCAUGCUGGGAAAAGGAAGUAGAGAUAAAAUAUAUCAUAAUGAAUGUCAUUUCUGGAGUCAAAAGCCUGGGGCUUUGAACCCUGACACUUAGCAGGCAUGAUAAGGCCUGUCACUUGAGGGAUCUGUGCUUUAUUCUCACCAUCUGUAUAUGGACUUCUGGAAAUUUUGGGAGGGUUCAGCAUAGGUAGAAUGCUCAGGUUGGAACACACAAUCUUUACUAAAUAACGUAAGUCAUGAUUAUUCAUAAAGGGUUUUCCUGUGUCUAAUAUAGAACCUUUCAAUGAGGAUCAGACAGCUGAUAUUUGGCAAUUCAUUUCCUAAUGUGUAACUACUGAGUAUCAAUUUUCAGUCAGCUCCACUCUCAGUACAAAAGCACAGGGACUGCAACAACAUAGUUUCUAUUACAGUGCUCAACUCCCCAGCAAAGAGCCCAUCCUGCCUCCCUGGGGCAGGGGAGAAGAAAGGGCAGGGGAAUGGAGAUCAGGAAAACUUUCAGAGAAUCUGGUUUCCAAGGAAUUCUUAAUGGAAGGUAGGAGCUAAGGAUGCAAAACAGGGGCAAGGACAGAUGAGUGUUGUUGGACACAGAUGUGUGAAGAAAUAUACAACAUCCAAAGACUACAUAGUAUGGAUGGAUCCUAGGCACAAGAGAGAAGCUGGCCAGCAACCAAAAUAAAAAAGGGGCAAAACCCAUUACUAAGGAAGCUGUGGUCAAAAGCUUUCCGUUUGUCAGGGCAAAUGAACAUCAGCUACAGGGCUCUGAAGGGCUGCUAUGCUUCCUGCAGAGAGAAGGGAGGGAGAAAUUCAACGGAGGCAGGCAGGCAGGUAGGCAGGGAGCAGACUGGGAGCAGACAGAGAGUGCAGAACAAGUACAGGAUUGAGAAGGCUAGAGGCCUAGGCCUGCUAACUGCAGAAUGAAGCCCUGGCCACUGCAUGAAUCCUCACUCGGAGAAUGCUAGGCAAAUGCCCAAAUUAAUCAGGAAUUCACUGUCUCUAUAAAACAAGGAGAUUUAAUGUUCCGAUUUUCAAUGAGAUAACAGAUAAAACUGGAAAAAUCCCUUGAACUUUAAGGAGAAAAGAUACAUAUUAUUUCUAGAUACAUUUAGAUUCAGUGAAGAGAAAUAAGACUCACACCUGUAAAGAGCCUUUAAUAUUACACAGUUAACUCUCCUUGACACAGGAUCCUACAAAUCAUGCCACAUGGGAAAAAAAAUGUCUUCCUUACUCUGAAAUGAGCAUCACAGCGGGAUUGUUAAAAAUCUCUUAACAGUUCUUCUACACUCUAUCAUCUUCAUCUCUGGUAACUUCCAUACCUUCCCAGUCAGUAUUAAACCUGCCCCAAAGCCAUACAAGGAAUAAUCAGUGAAAAAGGAAGGAAGGGAGGGAGGGAGGGAGCGAGGGAGAGAAAGCAAGAAUGAAGAAAAUAGAUGGGAUAUGUACAACCCUAAACGUGUAGGCGUUUAAUCAAAUCAUCCCACUGGCAGGCACCUUUCGCUUUCCUUCAGUUCCCCUGGGCAGGGUGUGCUGUUGAAGCUGGUCUUCACUGAGUGCCCACUGAGGUCAGGUCACUGGCAGAGGCAAAGAGCCAGCUGCAGGCUAGUGAACACUUCUUUGUUCUGUCUUGAAAGUGUUCUCUGUCCUGUUGACCGCUCUUCCAUAGACUACCGCAGGAUGUUUUAAAUCAGCUAUCAUAAGAUCAGCAGCAGUAUCAUAGACUAGGAAGGCUGCCUACUUUGCCCCCCCAGUUCAUCACAUUUCCUUCCACAAGCUAGAGAAAGUGAGCUCCCCUCAGACAGGAUGACCAAGGUCAGCACACUUAGAAUUACACUCACACUGCUAUGUGUGGUUUUUCAGGACAUAGUGAUCAAUGAGGCAAUGCUGAAGGACAGACUAUCAGUCUAGGACUAUCAAAAGACUCAUGCAGGAAAAAAAACAACACACCACCAUGUCAUAGUAUACACAGAUUUAUUUAACUAGGUCACGGGGCAGAUAUUAUUAGCCAAUUAGUAUCACUGGAAUAAACAAUCUAACCUUAUCAUGAAGUGACAGGAGGCUGCUGUGUGCAGCCAUAAUCAGGAAUCCAUGUUUCCACCUGCCCAUUUUAUGGGCCAACAGCACAUCCUGCAGCUCUGGGGACAACUGUUCAGUCAACUCAAUGGAGGUAAAUACAAUCAUUGAUCAAGUGCUAGGACUUGCAACUUUGAUCUUGAUCACCACUGCUGGAUACAGAAAUGGCUAACAAUGUUACUACUCCCUCAACAACUCAUCAGGGGAAUUAUUGUGAUCUCUAUGCUCACCACAACACAGCCAGAAUCCUAAUGCCUAUGCAUUACAGCCUUGUCUUCAUCAUUGGGCUGGUGGGGAACUUGUUGGCCUUGGUUGUCAUUGUUCAAAACAGGAAAAAAAUAAAUUCUACCACCCUCUACUCAACAAAUUUAGUGAUUUCUGACAUCCUGUUUACCACUGCUUUGCCCACUCGGAUAGCCUACUAUGCAUUGGGCUUUGACUGGAAAAUAGGUGACGCCCUUUGCAGGGUAAGUGCUCUUGUGUUCUAUAUCAACACAUAUGCAGGUGUGAACUUUAUGACCUGCCUGAGUAUUGACCGGUUCUUUGCUGUGGUGCAUCCUCUGCGUUACAACAAGAUCAAAAGAAUUGAAUAUGCAAAGGGUGUUUGCAUAUUUGUCUGGGUACUAGUAUUUGCUCAAACGCUCCCACUACUCAUCAACCCUAUGUCAAAGCAAGAAGCUGGAAGGACUACUUGCAUGGAAUAUCCCAACUUUGAGGAAACAGAUUCUCUUCCCUGGAUUCUGCUGGGUGCAUGUUUCCUGGGCUAUGUGCUUCCACUCCUCAUCAUUCUCAUCUGCUAUUCCCAAAUCUGCUACAAACUCUUCAGAACUGCUAAAAGGAACCCAUUAACUGAGAAGUCUGGUGUAAACAAAAAGGCACUCAACACCAUUAUCUUUAUCAUUGUUGUAUUUGUUCUCUGCUUCACACCUUACCAUGUUGCAAUUAUUCAACACAUGGUUAAGAAACUUCGCUUUCCUCAUCUCCUAGAAUGCAGCCAAAGAUACUCAUUCCAGAUUUCUCUGCACAUUACAGUUUGCCUGAUGAACUUCAACUGCUGCAUGGAUCCUUUCAUAUAUUUCUUUGCAUGUAAAGGGUACAAGAGAAAGGUCAUGAAGAUGCUAAAACGGCAAGUCAGUGUAUCAAUUUCCAGUGCUGUGAGGUCAGCCCCUGAUGAAAACUCACGCGAAAUGACAGAGUCUCAAAUAAUGAUCCACUCCAAGUCUUCAAAUGGAAAAUAAAAAGGAUCAUAAAGCAAAGCAAACUGUAUCAUGAAUUCUGCAGGACUUCCUCACAAAGCAAAAUGACUAUUUGGUUUUCAAUUA